Molecule: messenger RNA, 1359 nt
Organism: Prorocentrum cordatum
Lineage: Eukaryota; Dinophyceae; Prorocentrales; Prorocentraceae
Source: the annotation of a GenBank genome assembly
AUGGUUGGGAAUGAGGCCGACAACACGUUCAGCACUCCGACGCUGGAGUGGCAGUGUGCUGACCGGUACGCGGUGGAGAAGUACCUGGGCUUCUGCAAGGGCGCCAUCCGGUACAACCCAGCGCUGCCCUCCCCCCAGGGCAGCAGCCUCAGCCUGGACCGGGCGGUCAUCGGGCAGGUCACUGCGCAGGAUGACGCUGCGGCCACGAUGUUCUUCUACCACGUGACCGGCAUGGGCUACGAGGCCUGGGAGCAUUCGUCGCCUGCCAGCGGCGAUGACGAGUGCAUGCGCAGCGUCUGGCGGCUGUCUUGCCUCACCUACUUCCCGAAGUCGCAGGUCGGCUCAGGCACGAGGUACCACAGGCCCUGCGCGGGGCUCUGCGAGGGCUACCUGGAGGCCUGCGCCGUGGAGUGCUGCGACGACAGCGCGGGCUACGUGGACGAGGCCGACCCCGACGCGCCGGAGUGCUCGGGCAGGAGCGGCGGCGCGGCCCUCCGGGCCCCGGCGGGGCUGCUGCUGGCGCUGCUGCUGGGGCGCGUGGCGGCGGCCGCGGCCGCCGUGCUCUGCGCGGCGUGCCUGCAGGGCUGCGAGGUGGAGGUUCCGCAGCACGAGGUGGCGAAUUGGCGCAAGAAGGAUAACUACCUCCGGCAGUACGAGUACAUACCGCCGGGGCAUGAUGCUUCGUCGGCCGUCCUCAAUUCGUGCGCCGAUGAGACCGUAGAUGCCUCGCUGCAGUGCUCUGGACAUGGGUAUUGCAAGACCUGGAACCCCAUGGCGAGGGACACGACCGCGUUGUCGUUCUGCACCUGCAGCCGCGAUUGGGCAGGGCCAGAGUGCGCGAUACAGCGGAAGAGCCAGACCAAAGUGUUCCUCCUCUCGCUGUUCGGUGGCAUGUUGGGUCUCGACUACUUCUACCUCGGGCUGCCGCUCAUCGGGCUCGCCAAGCUGCUCACCCUCGGAGGGUGUGGCUUCUGGUGGCUGGUGGACAUCGUUCGCACGGGCGCGGGGCCUGUCUACUCGCAGAAGCACCGGGUGGCGGCCGACCUUCCGCACUCCGUCUUCUUGCUGGUCACCCUCACCCUCUUCGUGCUACUCGGCCUCGCGUGGUCGGCGGCCUCGUGCGUCGGCGCGCGCUCGGGGAAGCGCCGCGCGGCCGCGCGGGCGGGCCCGGAGGGACGAGCGGAGGUCUGUGCCGAAAGGGAUCUUGCGAUCGGCGCGGCCGUCGACUUCAAGGGUUACGGGACGACCCUGGCCGCUGCCCACGGGAGGGGGCGCGCGGCCGCCGGACUUGCCACAGGACGUGCCGCCUCGGGCCACCAGCAGUUCGCGGCGGCCGCGGGAGGGGCCCGCACCUGGUGA